Haemonchus placei is the source of this 1155-nucleotide messenger RNA. NCBI's taxonomy places the organism in Eukaryota, Metazoa, Nematoda, Chromadorea, Rhabditida, Trichostrongylidae. The record is from the annotation of a GenBank genome assembly.
AUGACCGAUCGAGUGCGACGGCGUCGCAGUCGUGAAUUGCGAGCGCCACGUAAUGAAGGAGGGCUGUCACCGGCGUCGCGUCUUCGGAUAGCUGCAGAUGUUUACCGCCACUCGACCAGUGACGAUGACUCUGGGUGUGUUCUUGAAGAGUACGCUUGGAUUCCGAGUGGCCUCAAACCGAAUAUGGUACACAUGUUUUUCGCCGCUCUGCCGGAAGAAAAGGUGCCCUAUGUGAACAGCGCAGGUGAGAAAUGGCGUAUCCGACAGCUGCGUCAUCAGCUACCCCCACAAGACUCCGACCCCCGAUACUGCGCCCGACUCAGCUCAGAGGAAGAAGCCGAACUGAGGCUUUUCGAGCGCCGUCGCAAGGCCGAGUGCCUCGGACGUGGGGCGGUUGAGCGUUGCUCGGUUCCGUUCAACGAAGGCGAAAUUUGCGUGAUCGCUUCUCGAACUGGUGCAGUCUAUCAUCCAGCUUGUUUCCAAUGUGCAGAAUGCGCCACACUACUCGUCGAUCUCAUUUAUUUUUCUCAUGAUGGCAAGGUAUACUGUGGUCGACAUCACGCAGAACAGAUCAAACCGAGAUGUGCUCGAUGUGAUGAACUCAUCUUUGGUGACGACUGCACAGAAGCUGAAGGCCGGACAUGGCAUCACCAUCACUUCCAGUGUGCCGAUUGCUCGAAAGAGUUGGGAGGGCAGAAGUACAUGCAGAGAAACAAAAAACCAGUAUGUCUCAGUUGUUUUCAUGCCGAUGGUUCGCCAUCGCUCCUGUGCACCACCUGCAAUGGAAUCAUCCCCCUCGAUCAUCCCCACAUUUCACAGAGUGAUUUGAGUUGGCAUGCCGACGAACGAUGCUUUUGCUGUUCGAUAUGUGCCAAAAAUCUUCUCGGCAAGAAGUAUAGCCUGGUCAAUAAAAACCUCUACUGUGGUUACAGGACGUGUGGCGGAGAAGAUGAAUUGUUUGACGAAGACCGAAUUCCAACAUCGUCCUCCCCUAUGAGAAAGCUUCCCCCAACGAAUGUUGCGCGCCAACGGCGGAAAUAUCGCUCAGUUGAACGACGAGCAAUCGGAACUCCUACAAGGUACAUAGUUUAUAUUGUUAUCAGUUCGGCUUGGAUGUACUACGCGAAAUGUCACUCUUCAACUAUUCUCUUCUAA